AUGCCUCCUUCUAACUUCGUCACCACAGGCCAAUACCGUAAUUUAAGAGCCUGUAUGGUUUGUUCGAUUGUUCAAACUCAGCAGAGAUUUGUCAAAGAAGGAUGUCCAAACUGCGAAGACAUGCUCCAUUAUCGUGGGCAGGCUGAUCUGAUUGAGGACUGCACCUCCCCUGUGUUCGAAGGACUGAUCUCUAUGCGAGAGCCGACAAAGUCAUGGGUAGCAAAGUGGCAGAGAGUCGACACGUUUGUCAAGGGCAUGUACGCGGUGAAAGUCAGCGGAAAUCUCCCAGAAGAAGUCAUCCAAAUGCUCGCCGAUAAUGACAUCGAGUACCGACCGCGUGACGGCAGUGACAGUGCCAGGGAAUAA
Morchella importuna is the source of this 366-nucleotide messenger RNA. RefSeq lists its product as uncharacterized. Gene Ontology annotation, biological process: mRNA processing; chromatin organization; positive regulation of DNA-templated transcription, elongation. Bases 1 to 366 code for a protein of 121 amino acids. NCBI's taxonomy places the organism in Eukaryota, Fungi, Ascomycota, Pezizomycetes, Pezizales, Morchellaceae. The record is from RefSeq and is a predicted model, not a curated record. Gene Ontology annotation, molecular function: RNA polymerase II complex binding; zinc ion binding. Gene Ontology annotation, cellular component: DSIF complex; nucleus. The transcript has 3 exons.